Plasmodium knowlesi strain H is the source of this 9573-nucleotide messenger RNA. RefSeq names its product AP2 domain transcription factor, putative. Gene Ontology annotation, biological process: regulation of DNA-templated transcription. The transcript has a single exon. Gene Ontology annotation, molecular function: DNA-binding transcription factor activity. Bases 1 to 9573 code for a protein of 3190 amino acids. Lineage: Eukaryota; Apicomplexa; Aconoidasida; Haemosporida; Plasmodiidae. The record is from RefSeq and is a predicted model, not a curated record.
AUGACUAGUUGUAGUCUCAAGUGUAGUAUGUUACCCUGCGUACACAUAAAGAACGAGAAAAAUGAAAUAAAUUUGGAAGACCCCAAGGAGGAAGGCACAAUACAAUGUUACAAAGAUGAAAUGAACAUGAAUACAGAAGAAAUGGCACAAGUUAAAAGUGCGGUCGAUAAUAAUAACUUGUGUGAUAAGUCGUCUGACGAUUUAAAUGCGAACGUUGAAAUUCACGGCAGCGGUGACGUGAACGUAAGUAGCAGGGACCCUGCGGGUAGCGCAAGCGGAAGUGUGCAUGUCAACGCCAAUUUUAGUGAAAAUGCCAAUAGGACCACGAACGUUGACACGAACACCGACCUGAUCAGUGGUGUGAACAGCGGUACUCCCGCGUACUCCCUUGAGAAGGCGAGCAGGAGCGCGAAAGUUAACGUGACUAAGUGCACCGAAGUAAAAGAUUUCAACCCCGAGGAGAUGAAGGCGUCAUUCGAGCAGGAACGGAAGGAUAUUCUUCUGAACACCUACAAUUACUAUUUCUGCAAUAACUACGGGGACAUAAACCAGAGUGAUCACAAGAGCAAGGACGACAUGAAUGUGUACUAUUACAAGCGGGUGUCUUUCAAUUUUAUGAAUUACGAUUACGACACGGAGUAUAAGCACUACGAUGAUGACAACGAGAAUAAUAGCAGCAGCAAUGGAAACGACAUCAGUAACGGUAAUGGCAGCAGUAACGGUAAUGGAAGCAGUAACUGGAACGGUAGUAGUAACGGAAACGAUAGCAUUAACGGAAACGACAGCAGUAAUGGGAAUGAUAGUAGCAACGCCAACGGUAACGCAAGCCAGUCAGCCGAAGAUCCCUGUCUAGUAGAAAUCAAGAAAUGUAACACGAAUAACCUUUUUUUUAGAACCAAUUCAUACGACAAUGUAUUUUUGAAGAAGAUAAAAAUCACGACUGUCGACAGUAGGUGCACGAGGAAAAGCAUAAAAAAGUACAAAAUUCCCUUUGAGCCGAAUUUUUACAGCAAUCGCUUCUUCUUCUCCGACAAGAACAUAAAUGAAGACCCCCUUCCGCUGAGUGAUAAUUUGACAAAAUAUUGCAGUUCCCUGUCCGUCCAUUAUAACAACGCCAACAGUAAUGGUGGUAGUGAGAACGUCGCUGUAAAUGAUGUUAGCAGCGGUAUUGGUCAUGAGAAUAAUGCCACUGAUUUUAGAAGUUCAGUGAGGUGCAACAACGUUCCUAAUAGCAACCAUGACAGCAGGAGUGGCAGCACGAAUACAUCGUGCAGAUAUUUCCCUCGAUACUCGUACAGUCUGCGAUUCGAGGGUCCUCCCCCACAUUUCUUAAUUUUGAAGUACAACAAUGUUACGAAGAAAGCUAACAUAGUAAAAAAGGUGCCAGUGAAUAAGAACAUUUCUUUCAACCUUGCGAAAUUUAUUGCUGAAAAGUACAUCCAGAUUCUGAGGAAGAACUUGAGGAAGAAGGAGAAGAAGAUGGAGAAGAUGAAGAGGGUGAGGGGCGUAGUGGACAAUGGUGAAGUAGAUCAUGUUGAAGCGGAGGAGGAAGGUGUACUUUGUAAUGGGGAACACGUCGAGAGCAACAAGGAAAGCAACAGCGGAAGCCAGAGCGAGUGCACUAACGGCAGUCAGCACGAGAGCAACGACGCCUGCGACUCGAAGAAAAAUAUGGACUACAACAACAGUACGAACUGUGAGAGCUACCGCAGCAACUUUUUAAAAUUUGGCACGAAGAAUUAUGAUGAAGAUGACGUGAACAAUAACAACAGCAGCGCCUGCAGCAGUCGCCUUCGUGAGGACGUCAACGGGGACGAUCUGGAUAAUGAGCUGGAUAAUGAGAACAAUAGUGAGAAAAAUAGCGAGAAAAAUAGCGAGAAAAAUAGCGAGAAAAAUAGCGAGAAAAAUAGCGAGAACAAUAACGAGCACAAUAGUGAGCGAAAUAGUGAGCGGAAUAAUGAGAACGAAAACAGCGACAACAGCGUCUUCAACCCCAACGGGGAGAGCAACGCGACGAACAAGUUCCGCGCGAGGAGUCAAAACAGCUCGGACUGUUCCGCAAGCAGAAGCAACGAGCAGUUGAGUGAAGAACAAAGAAUGGAUGAAAACCCACACAGAGGAGAACAACCCUUCUACAAUGGACUUCUAAUUAGUAAGAAUUACGAAAACAACAACAGUAACGGAAAUAACGAUCUGCAGAAUAUAGACAUUAAUUCUCUAUGUUACGAAAAUUACAGUUCGGAAAAUGUGUACGAUGAAAAGCUCCUCACGUAUGAGUAUCUCAACAUAGACUUGGACAAUGUUGUUUUUAACACGGACACGGAGAAGUACAUGAAGUUUUUAAGCAACGUAAAAAUAUACUACCUUAAUAAGAUGGACGACAUGAGAAAGAUCGUUCCCGGAUGUGACGACUCGACGGGAAAUAAGCUGGUCAUUUUGGUAAAAAUAAAGUAUGGUUCGUGCGUAAAGUCCAAGAUCUUCAUUUUUGAGAACGUACAGGAUAUGAUGAGUGAGUACGAGUAUGUGAACUGUGAUUUGCUUGAUAGUACGGAGCAAGGCGAUGGCGACAACACGAUGCAGUUUAUGCUGAGGAGGGGUGCCACCAGCGCGUGUGGGGAGAAUGCCUAUUAUGGGGCAAAUCAUGUCAAGAGCGAAAGCGGCAGUAUCGGGCCCCAUGCGAAUGGUAACAGCGAAUCGGUGAACAGUGAUUCUUCGGCGAAGGUGUCAACGGAGAGUGCAUGUAGUGGUGAUAGCUCGAAUGGCGAAACGAAUCCAAAUGGCGAAGCGAAUCCAAACGGUGAAACGAAUCCAAAUGACGAAGUGAAUCCGAAUGGCGAUGUGAAUUCAAAGAACGAGGAGCAAGAGGAUCUGGAGAGCGAGGACCCCGAGAAGAAAGAUGACGACGACGAAAGCCAUGACAGGAAGGACAUUCAACCUGGGAUGUGUAAAUUGGAGAACAGCGACUAUCUGUUGAGCUCUGAUUCUGCCGGAGAGAAGGCAACAGUGAAACAGGAGUUGUUGGAAGGGGAGGAGAAUGACGUUCACGGCGGAAGUAGCAAUAACGGUUGCGCUGGUGAAACAGUAAAGCGCAAUCUAGCGGAGGAGAUGGAGAAGAAGUGCAGCGCCCUAGGAAUCAUUCCUGCGGAUAAGGCAAACUCUGAAAUCAACAAAAGGAAGGCAAAAAAAAUGACCAUGGACUAUAGGAGAAAAAUCAUUCAUUUUAUACGAAAUAACGUGUACAUAAAUUCUUACAUAUACGACUGCUUCGAAAAUACAUAUAUGAACAGUCAGUUUUUCAAGAACGACGUAAUUAUAGUGAAUGAUUUGUGUGAAGAGGAUCAAAUGGUCGAUGAUAUCCCGGAGUACAUAUAUGAAUUGAACAAGUUCGUCUUUAUUAAGUUUACGAAUUUUGAUCAAUACGUUAGAAAGAAUCACAAAAUUGCAGAGGGGUAUAUACAGUACUUGUUACAGAGUAACAUAAAGUGCAUUAAUAGGUAUAUGAUAGGGAUAAGGUGGGUUCCGGAUAUUUUUGCUUAUGAAUAUUAUGUUUGCAAGAUUAUGGAGGGGAAGUCGAAAGGUAGUUCAUGGAAAAACCAGCAGAAAUAUAACUACUCGCUGACGUUACAGAAAGAUUCGAAUGAGAAAACUUUGAAGUAUUUAGUGGACUAUGAGAAUAAGGUUAUUGAUAAUGUGUUGUGUGUUAUGCACGAAUAUUAUCAGGCAAGUUUGUUUACUGAAAAGUGCAUCUUUAAUUUAUUUAAGUUGGUUCUGCUGAGAAUGAGCCUGUACAUUGGGGUUUUGAAUACGAAGGUCAUUACUCUGGAUUUGGACAAAGCCAUGUAUCGAAUGAAGAAGUUUUCGGAGCCCAUAAGUUUGUGUGACAACUACGGGGGUCCUGAGAAUGAAGGUAUGUCUAAGAGGGAGGAGAAGUUGCUUACCGGGGAUAUCAGCUGCGCAGUGGAGUACAGGUCGGGUGAGCAGCAAAACGAGAACGCGUGGAACAGUAGCCCCAUGCACGUGGACGACGGAAGGAAUAGGAAUUGCCACGUCACCCUAGUAGAGCGCAACGGCCAUAUCCAGGAGGAAGCGGAGGUAAAGCACUCAUCUGACAGCGACCCCAGCAAUCUCCUACAGGUGUACAACCCUUACAACGAUUUAUUCCUGAAAAAGGAGAAGUACAAAAAUGAGGGAUACUUGCAAAACAAAUUAAGGAAUAAAAAGAAGGUCAGUUACAAUUUGGAUAAUACCUCCUCCCUAUCAUUGAGGACUCGACAGAAGAGAAAAAACUUUGCCAUUUCGAAGAGAGGAGGUAGAGUCCCAAACAGUGGUGCCUCUGCUGGCAGCAACGAAAUAGGGGGAAGCGUAAAUGGGGGAGAAACCUUUAGCGUAAGGUACUACAGCCCCUCGGCGGAUAACAACAAGGUAGGAAAUUUAAAUAAUCACAAAAAGGAGUACCACUCGAAUGCUAGCGAUUUUAGUGGUGCAUCCCAUUUGACGUCUAAGCAUAAGUACCACCUCCGCAGCAACAAUGCGCAGUCGACGGAUAAUUACUCCUCGGAGGAGUAUGUGUCCAGGAUAAAAUUGAGGGGCAGAAACAAAGGAAGGAGUAGGAUGUUGUACAAAUUGAUGAAUAAAAAAGGGUUAAUAGAACCGUACUGGUGGUUUUUCUACAAUUUGUAUGAAAACGCGACAAUACAGGAUAGCGGAAGUAAUUGCAGCAGUACAGAGGGAAAGAAGGAUGGGAUGUUGCGUUCGUUGAAGAUGAAGAAGACGAAGGGGAACGGUGGCACGGGUGGUCACAUUUCCGGAGGUGACAGCGUGUCUACUCUGAGGAAAGGCGAACACAAGAUGAGCAAUCUGUUCAGAAAUUACGAGAGCAGCAAGAAGUCUCGCAGGUCACGAGAAAAUAGUGAGAACUACCUUUACAACAGAUUGUUAGAAAAAACGUACAAUAGAAAUUUAAUGAACCAUUUAUGUCGAAGGAAGAAUAAGAUAAAGAUCAAGUACAUUUCGAUGGUGCAUGAUAUUAUUUACAAAAAGUUUAUUCUUUUGAGUAAUACAAUUUUCCCGAGAAAUACACAUGAGUCUGAAAUAUUGUACACGCUGUUCCCACACGAACCUCACACCUUCAUGUUUUUGUACACGGACGAUAACUUCCAGUAUCAGAAUGAGACCUUCUUGAAAUACGUAACGUUUAGUGACAACCUGAUGAAUAUGAACCAUUGCGGAUUGUGGGAUGCUAGGAAAGGUGGUGUUCAUAGCCAUGGGGUAAAUGUCAAUGGUGAUGCUGCUCCCAUUGGAGGGGUUAUCCCAUGGGAUUUGUAUGAAAGUGGUUUGUUAUCGUUAGAUGCGUGCAAUGAGCUAAAAUAUGGAAAUAUAAAUAUGAACGUCCAUGUUGGAAACAACGGAGGAAUCGGUAAAGAUUUUUACGUGGACCAUUUGAUUGUAGGAGGAGCGGAAGGGCUGAUCGGUUCGUCCGCAAAUGCCUUGUUGACAAAUGGAAACUUAAAAUAUUCGAGCAUCCCGAAUUAUGAAAGAGUGAAAAGUAGCCGACGGGAUGCAUACUUGGGCUUGAAUGAAAUUGGAGGAAAUGUGUCUGGGGCCCUCGGAUACAAUGCGCUGUUAAACAUUGGGGGUGGUGUGGAGGACGGUAUUACUUUUGGGAAUUACGACGCGAAUUACCCGUUCGGCGGAAAUGUGGAUCCUUAUCGUCAGGGGAAUGUGGUUGGUGGUGGUAUUGUCGCGGGGGCGAAUGCAUAUCUGGACACGCCGUCCAACACAGGGCAUAAGGUUUUCGGCUUUGAAAGGAGCAGAAGGGAAAUCAAGCCAAACGAGUACUACGACUACUUCAUGGGCGGCAAGAGCUUCCUGGGCGGGAAGGACAAGUUUCACAACAUUGGUGAGAAGAGAAGCGUAUCCAAUACGACUUUCGGAAGGGGAAGUAAAUAUUACGAGCAUUACGGAGAUCAGGAAGAUAAGAAGAACACGAGCGACAAUGACAUUUCGCUUAUUAAGAGAAAGAAGCAUGGUAGUAAAAGAACCAAGAGUAAUAAUCUGUCGAGUGUGAAAAAUUUCACCAAUCUAUGUAGCAGCAAUAAGAGCGACAUGAACAACAAUGCAUUGGGUAACAACGUUCAUGAAGAUUCCAUGAUCCCUAUGGGUCCGCUCCCAACAGGGGUCUACUUUGACUCUGCGCGAAAGCUUUGGAGAUGCCAGUGGAAGGAAAAUGGAAAGUUUAAAACGAAGGGAUUCAGCUUGAUUCAUUACAACACCCUGGAGGAGGCGAGAAAGCAGUGCAUUCUAUACCGAUGUGAAGUGGGUAAUAUACCUGUUAAGAGUGAAUGGCUAAAUCCUGUAUAUGUUAGUUCCACCCACUUUUACAACAAAAAAUAUUCUAGCAGUGCGAAUAACACGAAUAACAACGCAACGAAUUAUGGAACCCCGCAUAAGGAGUUAAAAACGAGUUCUUUGAAUCUGAAUAGAUUGAAGGAGAAAACUAAUGGUGUGGAGAGAAAUGGUAAAGGGUUCAUGGACGGAUCAAGCAAGGACUCAAGUGACAACAACUACUACGGGGCAGUUGGGGGUGGAGGAGGUAGUCCAGAAGGAAGUGCAAGUGCUAAUAGAUAUUCGACGAGGAACAAUACGGCGUGCAGUACUUUGAACUUGAUGAAUAAUGAGAAGGGUAAUGAUAUUGACAUUUCGAUUUUGCAAGAAUUCGUAACGAAGAAUAAAGAAAAUCAGAACAACAAUGAGAAAGGCGACGUGGUGAAUAACAAUCAGGGUAUGGAAGAAGACAUGGUAGGAAAUAAUGACAUGUUCUUCUUUGAUAACGGAAAGAUGGACACCAGUGCAGUGAAGGAGACCGAGGAGGGACUAGCACAGGGACAGGUCAUGGUGGAUGGGGACGAGGAUAGUGGAGAGGCCCUCACCGGGCGGAGAAGCAAACGCAUGAAGAGUAGCCCUAACCAUGAUACAAAUUAUCACAUAGAAAUUAAUGGCAACUUGCAGGACUACUACCAAGGGGGUGGUGGUGGUACCGAGGAUUUCAUCUCCGCUUUGGAGAACGCGAAUAAUUUGGAGAACUUUCGAAGUGCGUUAAGUAAAAAAAUUCUGAAGGAGAUGCAAAGCGCGAACGGAGGAGAAGGUAGCAACAGCAGUAGUGGCUACGACUUAAUGGGGGGAGGUGCAGGUAUUACCGGGGUAAACCGCACCACAGGAAUUAAUAGUACUAAUGGGGAAAGCGGAGGUGUGUUGAGCAAUUUACAGGCGGUGUUACAGAUUCUGCGUAACAAGGAAGGUAAGGAAGAGGACCUAUUAAAGGGCACUUUGAACGGAGUGAAGACAGAGAAUGGGGCGACCACCUUAGGGGAGUCAGGCUUGGACAUUGGUUCUGGAAGCAAGGGGGGGAACGUCGGUGAAGGUUUAGAUAUGUAUCGCAUGUUACACGCGGUUAAGAAUGAGUUGCUGCGACAGGGGGGCAGUGAGAAUAAUUUGCCCUACAUGAAUGGUGUUCGAAAGAAGGGAAAGAAGAAAUACGAUAAGGAUUUUCAUUCAGUUAUGAGAAAGGAUGUAAGCGGAGGGAAGAGAAAAAAAAUGUCGAUGAUGAACAUGGUAAAUUCGCUAGACAUGAUUGGAAGAAAGGGAAAGAAAGGGACCUUUUUGGGUACUACCCCUGCUGAUGGUAGCAAUUUGUUACUAAACGGUAGCAAUAUUUGCGAGAGCAUCUCCGCGUUCGUCAAGUAUGCUAACGGAAAUAAAGAGUUUGUUGCGGGAGGUGGAGCAGCCGCUGGAGACGGACCGGGGGUGGGAACUGGACUCGGAGCAUUGUCUAUGGGUAAGAACUAUAGCGAGAACGGAGACCUCCUAGGGGGUAGCACCACCACAACCAGUGGUAUGUCGAAGAUGAACAAGGAGAUGGAAGGAGUUGGUGACCAGGCAGGAGGAGAGUCCGCGCUGAGUAACAAUUUCCCCGACAUAUUUUUUCAUGAUAUCCAGAACUUUUUAAACUUUGCCAAGGAGAGAAAGGAUGCUGCAAAGGGGGUGGUUAGUAGUGGUACUGGGGUGGAGGGGGAGAAUUUGGGCGCAGUGACGACGGGAAACGGAUUGGAGGGGGAAGAGCCUACCGGAGGUCUGGCGUACUUUAAGGGGAAGAAGUGGAACGUCAACAACGCUAACAGUGAGUACGAGAAUUACCUGAGGGCGAUUAUGGUUCAGUACGAGAAGGAGGAGAAGUUGAGGCAGCAGAAACAGCAACAGAAGGAUCCGCAGGGGGCGCCCAGGAAGAGCGAUCAUGGAGAUGGCGCUGGGGAUGGAGUGUUUCCAGAGGAUGAUGCUAAUUUGAAACAUGUUGGUGGUAGCCCGAUGAAUAAUCUACUAGUCGGUGGGGAUAUUAUGAGGAUGGAGGAAGGAAUUGGCAAAAGCGGCGAUAAGAAGGAAGGAGGAAACGAGCUGGAAGAGAAUGAAGACGGCAUUAACGGGGACGGCGGCGUGAGGAAGGAGAAGAAUGACAUAAACAAGAACCUCUCAAUUGGAUUCUUUCAAAAGUAUCUAAGCCUAUUUGGAAGGAAUCAGGAAGUCGGCACGGAGGGUAAGAACCAUGAGGAUCAGGAUGAUAGUAGUAAUAAUGAGAAAGCGGGUACUUGUGUCCCUGGAGCAGGAGGGGAGGAAGUCGCAGACAACUCCGCGUACGUAGAGUAUAAGAGUCCAGAAAAAGAAACGAACGAUUAUAACACGAGGAAGAAGAAAAAAAAGAGGGACAUUGGCUACUCCUUCAUGAACAAUAAUGACUACUAUUAUUAUGAUGAUGAUAAUUUUAACGACCCUUUCAAUGAAAACUACGAAGACGAUAAUAUUAAUGACCACUUCAAUGGAAACUAUAACAAUUUUAACGACCAUUUUAAUGAGAAUUACGAGAACUUUAGAGGAAAUGAGUAUGGGAAUGGGCACCACCUGGUGGAUGAGAAGUUGGAGCAGAAGUAUCUGGGUGCAUUUAAUUAUGGGCCUGGAGGAAACAGUACUACAGGCGCAGGUGUAGGUGUAGGUGUAGGUGGGUACGGGAAGAAGAAGGUUAAAACGAAAGGAAGUAAAAACAAUGGAACAGCUGUUGGAGGUGGUAAUGAGAAUGGCGCCUUGGGAAUUAUUUCCGACGAUGAAGCAAACAUGCUGGGGGUAGAAGGCGGGGCUAAUGGAGGUAAGAAGAACAACUCCGGGGGAGGUGGAUCCGGUGGAGGAGAUGUCGACAUCAAUUUGAUAAAACAGUCGCUCCCGAAAGGCAUUUAUUAUGACCACGCAAAGAAAUUAUACCGAGUGCAGUAUAUAAUAAACAACUCCAUUAAGACGAAGGGGUUCAGUGUGAAGAAAUUGGGACUAGCACAAGCGAAGAUGGAGGCGGAGUCGUUCCGGAACUUUUGCCUGGAGAACGGGCUUUUGAAUUCGCGCAAGAGGAGAAUCAACUCGCCCUAUAAUAACAAGAAAGAGGAGAAGAACUUCAAAAUGAUAAAGGAUAACGAGGAAAUUCUGUCCAAUCUACUCUACUUGUACAACGCGAACAACGGAAAUCAACCAAUUGAGUGA